Symbiodinium sp. CCMP2456 is the source of this 1536-nucleotide messenger RNA. The record is from the annotation of a GenBank genome assembly. Lineage: Eukaryota; Dinophyceae; Suessiales; Symbiodiniaceae.
AUGGAGAGUUUGAGGUUUCAGAUGCUGAUGUUCUACUUGGUGAAUUGGCCUGAUCGCGACAUCCAGCGGUAUUCCUGGCAGGUUAUUAGCCAGACUAUCUCCAUUUUCUGUGCUGUGCUGCUUUUCCAAGGCUGCAAUGGUCUUGUGGAGGAGCACUUCAUCAAAGGCAGCACACCUCCUGUGGAAGUCGCAGUUGACAUGUGUCAAAUGCUCUUCUGGCUCACUUGCAUGCAGAUUGUGCUGGCGAUCACCAGUGGUGCGCUGAGCGAGUACUUUGGCGCCGAGCCGGACCAGGAGAAGGUUGAGCUGAACGUGAAGAGCUGGUCUGUCCUGUUCUCGCAUGUUGCUGGGUUUGCAACUAUCAACGCAUGGGGCUCCAUCCAGCAGGAGUACUUCAGUGGCUCUUUUCUGCAAGCCCUCUUGGUCAUCCCAAUCGGCUACUGCGGUUUGAGCAUCAUAUAUCACUUCUUCGACGUCGUGCGAGAGAAGGUCGCCCACAUGGACGACGAUAAAAAGGACUGGUACGAAGAAAAAUGGGACGAGGAGACGGAAGAGGCGGAGAACGACGUCGCGGGUCUGAGCCUUUCCUUCCUCACCGUGCAGGCCUUACGCUAUGCCAUCAGCGGCAUACUUCCCAACCAGGAGGGCAUUGAGAGCUGGUCUGAUGCCAUUUCGCACUCUUCGAGGCAGUGUCACCUCUUGGUGAGCUGCGGAUUGGUAUUUUUUCUGCUGUCGCUUGCCGUGCUGAACUCCGAACGUUUGUUGGAGGAGCCGUCAAAAAGGAUGGAGAGGGCAAUUGAGAUCCUCAACAACUACUUUACAUUCGGUUUGUCUUGGUCUCUUUUCUAUGGCGUGCGAUGGCAACUGUCCGCUCUGCGUUUUACAGAUGAGAAUGCCCUCUUAAUGGUUUCCAUAGCGCUCUUCCUGUCCGUCGCGUCGUUUCUGAUGAUAUUCGUUCUGGACAAGGUGGAGGACAACCACUUGUUCGGCAAAGACUCUGAGGUUGCGGAGGGGGCCACUGAGAAGAUGAUCUCAGGUCUAGGUAUCCUCAUCGGAUUCUCCUGGGAGCAGAGCUUCGACACGGCAGUCGAUGUCGUGGCAGAGGGGCUCAGGGAGGACUGUCCACCCCUCAUAUCCAAGAUGAUUAUGUCCGUCAUACUAGUCUUGAUCGUAUUCCCAGCCUGGCGGAUCUAUAUUCUGCCAAUGGAAAUGGAGCUCUCGGAGGAAAUGACGGAAGAAGGUGCUCAGAAGGCUGUACUGAAGCAGUAUGCGCAGCAGCAUUUCGACCUAUUUCUGGAAAAAGAGAGGAAUGAGGAUGACUUGGACAGAGCGCACCUUCUCAUGAAGAGGCACAGAAGGACUGCACAUGGUCUACAGCAUCCAGGCCAUGGUGUCCCUUCCGGCUUGAAGCACCUCAUGGUGACAUCAUCCGGGAUCGAGGAGGUGGAUGCGCCAGAAGAACACCACCGACACGAAAAGCAUGGUGUUCGCAGCUCAGUUGUGUUGGCCUUGCAGCUGUCAAGUACACCGUGUUGA